Pundamilia nyererei is the source of this 2564-nucleotide messenger RNA. It is a transcript of the gene adpgk, whose product is annotated as ADP-dependent glucokinase. The transcript is spliced from 8 exons. NCBI's taxonomy places the organism in Eukaryota, Metazoa, Chordata, Actinopteri, Cichliformes, Cichlidae. Gene Ontology annotation, cellular component: endoplasmic reticulum. Gene Ontology annotation, molecular function: ADP-specific glucokinase activity. Bases 212 to 1705 code for a protein of 497 amino acids. The record is from RefSeq and is a predicted model, not a curated record. Gene Ontology annotation, biological process: glucose metabolic process.
AGCCGCUGCUGGCGGUCUGCCGUCUUUUCCCCACUCCGUGUUCCUUGAAUGACUUGUACCGACUUCUUCAGCUGCCGCUCCCUCUAUACACCGGUAGUUUUCCGGUGUCUGGACCUACUUUGUGUGACUUACCAGGAAGCUGGAUCUUCUUCGUGACUGACAGACUUUGAAUCCCUUUAAAGCAGAUUUUCGGAGUGUGUGGGAGAGCAUCAUGUGGAGGAAGGCUUUGGUAGCGGCCCUGCUGGCACUAGCCGUUGGCUAUUUCUACGGCAGUCCAGAGCUGCCGGAGCAGAUCCUGCAGUACAUCAGCCUGCCAAACUUCCAGACUUCAUCUCAAAACCUGAACAGUCAGAACAGCUUGGAGCGGGUGAUCUCCAGCGCCUGGGAGGCUCUGAUAACUCUACCAACCCGGCAGUGGAGCAGAGUGGCAGUGGGGGUAAAUGCCUGCGUGGACGUGGUGGUCUCAGGAGUUUCACUCCUGCAGGCUCUGGCUGUGGAUCCUGGCAUCGGCCAGGAUCACGAAGUGCUGCACUCCAAAGAGGACUUGAAGGAAGCUUUCAUCCAUUACAUGGGGCGUGGAGCGGCCGCUGAGCGCUUCUUCAGUGACAGGGAGGCUUUUCAGAGGAUUGCGCGUGCAGCAGCAGAGUACCCCAAUGCAAAGUUCUACGUGGGAGGAAAUGCUGCCCUGAUUGCUCAGAAGCUUGCAACAUACCCUGAUCUGAUGGUUUUGCUUUGUGGUCCAGUUGGUCCUAAACUUCACGAGAUGUUGGAUGAGCAGAUAAUUGUUCCCCCAGAUUCCCUUCAGGAGACGGAUGAGUUUCACCUCAUCCUGGAGUAUAAAGCAGGUGAGAAAUGGGGUUCAACUCAGGCACCUCAAGCCAACCGCUUCAUCUUUUCUCACGACAUGUCCAACGGGAAGAUGAGCUCACUGGAGACUUUUGUGGUGAGCCUGGAAGAGUUCCAGCCCGAGCUUGUCGUCUUGUCUGGGCUCCACAUGAUGGACGGUCAGGGCCGAGAGCUGUGGGAGGAGCGGCUGAAAGAGGCUGUCUCGGCCAUAUCUGACAUCCGUAAAGACAUUCCCAUCCACCUGGAGUUGGCGAGCAUGACCGACAAAGACUACAUGAACAGCAUAAUGCAGGAGCAGGUUAUGCCCAUUGUCAGCUCCAUUGGGUUGAACGAGCAGGAGCUGCUCUUCCUCUCUCAGGCCGGAGAGGGACCUCAUUCAGAAAUGGAGGCCUGGAAAGGCAUCCCGGAUGUGGGUCGGGUCAGCGACAUCCUCCUGUGGAUCCUGGAGCAGCACGGCCGCAGUGAGCCAUCGUCAGAAGCCGAUCUCACUCGGAUCCACUUCCACACGCUGGCCUACCACAUUCUGGUUACAGUAGACGGAUACUGGGGGAACCAGGUGGCGGCGGUGAUGGCCGGAGCGCGGGUGGCCUGCAAUCAGGCCUGUGGCCUCCAGUCUGUCGAUGUCAGCAAGGUGGAGCUCAGAGCCCCUCUGGAGUUUUAUAGCUCCCACAUUGAGCCCCGGGAGCAGCUGUCCCUGAACCCAGCAGAGCCUGUUACAGUGUGGCGCCGCGGAAACGUCACCUUUUACUUCACACCGGUGCUGGUCUGCAAGCGCCCGCUUCGGACAGUUGGGCUCGGGGAUGCCAUCUCAGCAGAGGGACUGCUUUACUCAGAGUUACUUCCCCAGCAGCCUUUCUGAGGUUUGCUUCCAGCGGACUGUCAGCAUGGCAGACGGUGAGAGGAGCUUAAAAGAACCGGAGAGAUCUCAACUCCUACCGUGGUCGACGGGAUGGAGUUGCCAGAUCUCCAGUUUUAAAUCCAGCCCUUGGACUCAUCCAGCCUGCCCUGAUCCCCUCUGUUGUCCCUCCUUCAUUUUGUUCGGGCUGACACAGAAACUAAGGUCGAACUUUGCUGCGAGGUGGCCUGAGGCUUGAGGCUAUGCACUGGAUGCAGUUCGAAAGCCAUCUUCGCAAACUCCAAAGAGUUUUGUCGGCUCAGCAAAAUUUCCUUCUGACCUGCAUAUCUUCAGUAUGCUGUGCCUUGAGAAAAUACACGAGAAGUUAUUGUUAAAUAUUUUAUCCAUAUUAUAGAGCUGAACAAACAAAAAUGACCUUGAAGCUGUGACACGAACAGCUGAAACUGGAAACGGAUGCACAUGUGACCAUGUGGUAGAGUUAAGCGAUAGAUUUGCUUCUUCAACUUUGGGUGCAUAGAGCUUAGUCAAUAGAACAGCUUUAAAGGGUUAUUCUGUCAUGUUUAUCAAGCAUUACUCAGUGUCUGACUUAUUUACACGUAAGAACUGUUAUCUAUGUUAUCUAAGCAUACUUGACUUUGACUUUAUAUUAUUUCUUAGCACAGAGAAAACACUAGACUGUGACAACUUGUGUUUUGUUUGUUUGUUUGUUUGUUUUUCUAGUGUUUGACCAAAACACUCUGGCAUACUAUGACAUUUUAAGCUUGAAACCUCUACAGCACCAUCCUUAUUUUUUUAAUAAUGAAUAAGAAAGUCUCAUAUGGCGACUUGAAAUAUGCUUCUGAAGCGGGUCCUUCUUUAUGCA